This is a messenger RNA of Striga hermonthica, 858 nucleotides long. Lineage: Eukaryota; Viridiplantae; Streptophyta; Magnoliopsida; Lamiales; Orobanchaceae. The record is from the annotation of a GenBank genome assembly.
AUGGAGGAAGAAUCAGAAUCAAGAGAAUUAAAAAAGAAGAGCGUAGAGGCAGCCCACAACGUCCACAUCCUCGGGUCCGGCGACACCACCGUCGUCCUCGGCCACGGGUUCGGUACCGACCAGUCAGUGUGGAAGUACUUGGUGCCCGACCUGGUGGACGACUAUCGGGUCUUGCUCUACGACAACAUGGGCGCCGGCACCACCAACCCGGUGUACUUCGACUUCGAUCGCUACUCCACUCUCGAGGGCCACGCGAGCGACCUCCUCCUCAUCCUCGACGAAUUCAACGUCCGCAGCUGCAUCUUUGUCGGCCACUCUCUCUCCGCCAUGACCGGCGCCCUCGCCUCCAUCUUCCGCCCUGACCUCUUCCAAAAAAUCAUCGUGCUCUCCUCUUCCCCGAGGUUCCUCAACUCGGCGGACUAUUUCGGUGGGUUUGAGCUGGCGGACAUCGAGCAGCUAGCAGGGGCAAUUGAGUCAAACUACAACUCGUGGGUAUCGGGAUUCGCGCCGCUGGUGGUUGGGGGUGACAUGGACUCGGUGGCGGUGCAGGAGUUCAGCCGGACGCUGUUCAACAUGAGGCCCGACAUAGCACGCAGCGUCUUCCGCAUGAUCUUCUCAUUCGACAUCAGGGACUACCUCGGCCGGGUCACCGUGCCUUGCCACAUCAUCCAGAGCUCCAAGGACAUGGCGGUGCCGGUCUCCGUCUCGGAGUACAUACGGCAGAGGGUCGGUGGGAGGUCUGUCGUGGAGGUCAUGCCCACCGAAGGCCACCUGCCGCAGCUCAGCGCGCCUGAGGUUACCAUCCCAGUGUUGCUUCGCCAUAUCAGACGUGAUAUCGUGGCUGCCGCAGACAAGUGA